GGGGCUAUCUGCCUUGACACCCUCAGCUCCAACUGGUCUCCCGUCCAAACCAUCAAGACUGCCCUUCUCUCCCUUCGAAUGCUCCUCGAAUGCCCAAAUCCCAAGGACCCGCAAGACGCCGAGGUUGCAAAGAUGAUGAUAGAAGAUCCCAAGCGCUUCGCUCUCAUGGCUCACGAAUGGGCUGUCAAGUAUGCCGGUGCUCCACGACAAGACGUUGAUGUCACCAAAUACCAAAAUGACGUUCCAGCUGCUCCAGUCAAGGACGACGUUGCUCGACUUAACGGAUACAACAGAAACCUUGUUGAACGGUUCGUGAACAUGGGAUUCGCAUUGGAUGACGUUGUCGAGGCCUUUGUUCACUUCGGCAUAGAUCGCAACGGAGGCCGAGACUACGUGCUGGAAGAGGCUUACAUGGGGGACGUCGUUUCUAGAUUGCUACAUGAGAACUAA
Fusarium tjaetaba is the source of this 450-nucleotide messenger RNA. RefSeq names its product ubiquitin-conjugating enzyme (huntingtin interacting 2). Lineage: Eukaryota; Fungi; Ascomycota; Sordariomycetes; Hypocreales; Nectriaceae. The record is from RefSeq and is a predicted model, not a curated record. Gene Ontology annotation, molecular function: protein binding. The annotation marks the transcript as partial. The transcript has 2 exons.